AUGCACCAGGCAUACAAAACUCACACCAGCGACGAGAUGCAUUUGCAGAAGGCGGUCGGCUUCCAGUUCUGCGUUUUCGAAGAUCUCUACAAGCGCGAUACGUACACCGAGAACCACAUCGAUAUGAUGGCAGCCAUGCUAAAGCUGAUACAACAGCUGUGUGAGGGCCACCUCCAAGCGCUUCAAGAAUUCUUGGGGGCCGACUACACCGUUGAGGAGCUUGACAUCUUCUCGGCAAAGACACUGCCCGGGGGAGAAGACGAUGAUGACCACAAGGCAGAAGGUCGGAGACACGAGCAAGAUCAGGAGAAGAAGAACGAGCAGCCGACAAAUAUCGUGCAGUGGAUUUCACGUAUGAUCCACAUGAUCUUGGAGAGCAUGCAAGAGGCUACCAUGAACGGGCGAGAGAAGCAGUAUGUUCUUGUGCAGCAGCUGUUUGACACAGCCGCAGAGCUGAUUCAAGGUCCGAACUUAGAGAACCAAGCCACUUUGAUGGAGAAUGGCAUCUGUGCGGACAUUAACCUCCUCUGGCGAAUCCUCCGAGCUGAUGAGGGCACCUUUCGCGGCCUGAUCCAGGACAACGAGGAGCUCUUCGAUGCGUGGAUGGAUCUGCUGCGAGUCAUGCGAGCAGCGGAGAUUGCUGCAUUGAAGUUUGCGAUGUCGUUGUUGGAG
This is a messenger RNA of Symbiodinium pilosum, 672 nucleotides long. NCBI's taxonomy places the organism in Eukaryota, Dinophyceae, Suessiales, Symbiodiniaceae. The record is from the annotation of a GenBank genome assembly.